Messenger RNA from Pocillopora verrucosa, 1631 nucleotides. Its product is annotated as histamine H2 receptor. The record is from RefSeq and is a predicted model, not a curated record. Gene Ontology annotation, cellular component: plasma membrane. Gene Ontology annotation, biological process: G protein-coupled receptor signaling pathway. Lineage: Eukaryota; Metazoa; Cnidaria; Anthozoa; Scleractinia; Pocilloporidae. Gene Ontology annotation, molecular function: G protein-coupled receptor activity.
GUGUCUUUUCUCAAGCAUACAUUAUGAUCGGGUUGCUUUUGUAUACAAAGGAAUUUAAAUACUGAGAGCUGAUUUUCAUGCUCUCCCGAGAGAGGUUGACCGACUGUCAUUUAGCUUUUUCCGCUAUACUUUGCUAGCUGAAUUGUUUGAUUCUGUUCAACCAGUUGGAUAUUCUGUUACCUAAAGUUCACGCAGUGGGUUACCAACACAGACAAGAACACAAUGGCUAACAGCACCGUAGAAAGUACUCGUAAUAACACAAGCGACGAGAAAUGGAUGUCGUAUCUCCCAUCCGAGUGUAUUCCGUGGCUCGUCCUGCUCAUCACGGAAUGCUUGGCUAUAGUCAUCCUAAAUACCGUUAGUACUGCUGUACUCUUGAAGAAGCACCACCUGCAGCGCAGGGGUACAUGCCUGAUCAUCCACCUGGCGAUCGUCGAUCUCCUAGUAGGGGCAGUGGCAGGUCCUACGUUUAUUCAACGGGUUGGGGCUACUUGUAACCUGUGGGAGAGGGCAGUCUGGUCUGAGAAGUACUCUUAUCUAACGAUAGCAUUGGGGCAGUCUCUCCCUUAUUUAUCGCUUUUGAAUCUCGCUGUUAUUUCAUUAGAGCGGGCACAUGCAACGUUUUUUCCUUUCAAGUAUCAUGCCGUUAAGAAAUGGGUCUAUGGAGUUAUAGUUACCGUAACUUGGUUGAUGUCGGCGACUGCUGCGCUGGUGGGAAAAGAUAUAGGCACUAAAGGCCGCCACACAAUGUAUUUUUCGUUUUUUUCUGUUCUUCUUUUUGUAAUUUCCGUUUCUUACAUCUCGAUUUUUAACAAAGUACGUUUUGGUUAUCGUUUGCCAAAUCAGGGUGCAGCAAGUGUGAGGGAAAGGAAAUUAACGAGUACGUUAUUUAUGGUGACUCUUGCCUCCAUACUGACUUGGUUUCCAUUGAUAAUUGGGCGAAGCCUAAACAGUUUUAAUCCCCAGUUACUUAAAAAGCUCAACCAACGACUAGCCUUUCACAUGUACAGCGGUGUAUUGGUGUUAUACCUCGCCAACUCGCUGAUAAAUCCUAUAAUCUACGCCAUGCGACUGCCAGAAUUAAGACAAGGUAUUAUGAAGAUCGCAUUUUGCCGAAAUUCGAACAGUUCAAACCAGGUCGACUCACCUCUUCGUAAUCUGUGAUUCAGUUCUCGUUUUUCUAACUGUAAGAGGUAAUCGUUAUAUAGUGUUUACGUAACUCCUUCGUAUAGUGUCAAUGCAUUAUCCAACCAAAUGGUACUGAUAAUAGACAAAUAUAUUAAUGCGAAGGGCGUCUUAGUUUAACAUAAAAUCUCCAAGCUACUUUCAACGAAAUUAGACGUUUAAAAGGGAAGACGGAUCAGAAGUCCCGAUAUUGGAGUUAAAGAAUUAAAAUAACAAAUUAAUACGGGGGCGACAGGGUUGGUUUGUAUUUGUUUAUGAAUUCUAAUAUAACGUGGACUUGCAUUAAGAAUGAAAUCGUUCACAACAACUCGUAUGUUUUUGUCAUCUACGUCCAACAGGAAACUUAAAUAUAUACGCUAGUUGUGAGACGAGUGAUGUGCCGCGUGUAUAUAUUAUUGAAAUAGAUCACUUGACUUUAAACGUAUCAAAACUCAGCAAAAAAACUG